Yarrowia lipolytica CLIB122 is the source of this 933-nucleotide messenger RNA. RefSeq lists its product as uncharacterized. The record is from RefSeq and is a predicted model, not a curated record. Gene Ontology annotation, cellular component: mitochondrial inner membrane. Lineage: Eukaryota; Fungi; Ascomycota; Dipodascomycetes; Dipodascales. Gene Ontology annotation, molecular function: copper ion binding.
AUGCUACAGUCUCUACCCCGAGCCACACGACUCCGGUCGUCUCUUUUAACUGCCCGACUGGUUUCUUCGCUCGCAAAGACCUCGUUGACGCAGACACAGACACGCCUCUUGAGCACCUCCAGAGCAGUGUUCAACAACCGCAAGCCAUAUGAGGCGGCGCGAGACGAGUUUCUGCGGAAACGAGACGCCAACAUGAAGAGGUUGGGCGUUUCCGAGGAGGAGUACCGAGAGCUGUUUUCCAAGGCCCGAAAACAGCGACGUCAGCAGGAUGUCAACUCCACGAUUCUCUACGGCCUGUCGGUGGUCAUUGCCUUCCUGGGUCUCUCAUACCUGGCCGUGCCCGUCUACCGAAUUGUGUGUCAGCAGAUGGGCUGGGGAGGACAGAUCACUCCCGGAGGAAAUAUGAAGACCGGCGACUAUGAAAACCCCAGAUUUGCCGCCGAGCGACUCAAGCCCAUCGAGCAGGGCCGACAUAUCCGAAUCACGUUCUCGGGCGAUGUCUCCGGCAUUCUGCCCUGGGACUUCCGACCCCAGCAGCGAGAGGUGUCUGUUAUUCCCGGAGAAACCGCCUUGUGCUUCUACAAGGCCAAGAACCGAACCGACAAGGACAUUAUCGGAAUGGCCACAUACACCGUGACGCCGGCCAUUGCAUCGCAGUACUUCAACAAGAUCCAGUGCUUCUGCUUCGAGGAGCAGCAGCUGCUAGCCGGUGAGGAGGUGGACAUGCCUGUUUUCUUCUUCAUCGACCCAGACUACGCCACCGACCCUAACCUCAGAGGCAUUUCCGACAUUGUUCUGCAUUACACCUUCUUCCGAGCCAAGUACAACGACGACGGUGUUUUGUCUCCCGUUGCCACCGCCGAAGCCAGUGAGCAGGAGCUUGCGUCCCAGCUCCAGAUCGCCAAGGAGGUCGAGGCCCAAGCCGCUGCUUAG